Mytilus trossulus (common blue mussel) is the source of this 8806-nucleotide messenger RNA. Its product is annotated as RNA-binding protein FXR1-like. Gene Ontology annotation, molecular function: protein homodimerization activity; translation regulator activity; mRNA 3'-UTR binding. The transcript is spliced from 17 exons. Bases 238 to 2286 code for a protein of 682 amino acids. Gene Ontology annotation, cellular component: neuronal cell body; dendritic spine; membrane. Gene Ontology annotation, biological process: negative regulation of translation; positive regulation of translation; regulation of modification of synaptic structure. Lineage: Eukaryota; Metazoa; Mollusca; Bivalvia; Mytilida; Mytilidae. The record is from RefSeq and is a predicted model, not a curated record.
CUUAUUAUAUUGUCAGAGGAAAAAUCCAAGACAAUCCGAAUAACUUAGAUUUCUGGAAAUGCUCCCUGAAAGUCGAUGUUCCGUACUUUUUUCGUUCAGACUUUAGUUUAAAUUUGACAAGAAUUGAUGAGUUUCGGCCACAAACUUCUAUUCUAUUGCAUUUUAACUUCAGGACUGUGUGAAAUAUAAAGAGAGCGUGGAAAAUACUUAAAUUUCCCAUCAUUCCCUGUGUUCAAAAUGGAAAACCUUGUGGUAGAAGUUUGCGGGGCAAAUGGAGCAUUUUAUCAGGCACAAGUAAAAAAUGUAUAUGAUGAUGAUGAAGUCCUUGUUACAUUUGAAAACAACUGGCAGCCUGACCAGAGAGUUAAAUUUGGUAAUGUACGCUUACCACCUAGUGACCAAUCAAAGAAAACAGAUUUUAAGGAAGGAGAGAUUGUGGAGGUUUUAACCCGAACCACAGAAAGUGAACAAUGUGGGUGGUGGAAAGCCAAAGUCAAAAUGUUAAAGGGGGAAUUUUGUGUGAUAGAAUAUAUUGGAUGGGAAGGUUCAUCAUAUAAUGAUAUUGUUCCACUGGAUCGUAUUCGUUCUCUUAACCAAAGUGCACCAUUUAAAAACAGUUUCUUAAAGUAUUCCAUACCCAUACCAGAAGAUCUGAGAGAAAUUUGUUGUGAAGAAAAUGCACAUGCAGAAUUCUUAAAACAUUGUGGCCCAUCCUCUAUUAUAUAUAACGAAACAGAGUGUUCAUUAGUUGUAAUUUCUACCAGUGAAGGUGUAAUAAAGAAAGCCACAUUGUUGUCAGAUAUGCAUUUAAAAAAUUUACGUCAGAAAUUAUUAUUAAAGCAAAGAACAGAUGAGGCUGUUAAAAGAUUACAGAGUUCAAAAGUACGAUCAGGAUAUAUGGAGGAAUUUACGGUACGAGAAGAUUUAAUGGGAUUGGCUAUAGGUUCACAUGGUGCUACUAUACAACAAGCUAGACAUGUUGAGGGUGUGACUGGAAUAGAAUUAGAUGAGAAAUCAUGUACUUUUAAAGUAUAUGGUGAGUCACAGGAAGUUGUAAAAAAAGCAAGAGCCAUGUUAGAAUAUGGGGAAGACACAUUACAGGUGCCAAGGGAAUUAGUUGCAAAAGUAAUCGGCAAAAAUGGCAGAAAUAUUCAAGACAUUGUUGAUAAGUCUGGUGUUGUUCGGGUUAAAAUAGAGGGGGAUAAUGAGGCAGAAGUGCCAAGACAAGAGGUAAACACUGAUGAUGUAAAAGGACAAGUGCCUUUCUUGUUUGUUGGAACAAUGGAAAGCAUAGGAAAUGCUAAAAUUUUGUUAGAGUAUCAACUAGAUCACUUAAAGGAAGUAGAAAAGUUGAGACAAGAGAAGUUGGAAAUAGACCAGCAGUUACGAAAUUUAUCUGUCUCACAACCAGGGCCAUACUUCCCACCACCAAGAGAAAGGAGAAGUAGUAAUAAUGAUCCUUACUCUGAGGAGAGAGGUAGACGAGGAGGACCUGGUCGAGGAAGAGGACGUGGAGCUAGACGAUGGGCGAAUGAAAGACGGGGAAUGAAUUCUGGUGACGAAUCUUUAUCCCGUCCAAUAGGUGAUUGGUCCGAGGAAGUAGCUGAGGAGGAACGACAGAGAGGUUACAAUACAGAUAGUGUCCUCUCAGGGAGACAACGUGGACGUGGUCGAGGGAGAGGACGGGCAUAUCCAUCAUAUAGAAUGUCAGAACCAUUCAACAGAAGACAACCAUACCAAUAUCAUUAUGGACCAGAAAGUUCUUAUGACACAGAUGAAAACCGAGAUUACUCCCGUCGACGAAGAACUGAUGAUGAUGAUACAGUAUUAGACAAUGCUAGUGUUACUAGUCAAGAUCAAGACAGCCAAUCAGGUCGAGAGAGAAGGCCACCAGAGAGAAGAAGAAAGAGAAAUAAUAGAAGAAGUCGUUAUCCUGGUAAUGGUACAGACACAGGAACAGAAACCGAUACUAGUGCUUCAAAUUAUCGUGGUGCUCCAAAUAAACUUCAGUCAGCCCCAACACAAACUGUUAAGUCUGAACCAUCUGCUAAUUCAUCAGACAACAGGGCAAAUGGUAAAAAUAGUACAGGAAAUGGUGGCUCGCAGGCAUCAUACUCGGCUCCUAAAGAGCAGAGGGAGCCACGUAGUAAACCUAGUGGAGGUAGACCACCAAUGUCAGCAAAGAAUGGUGUUCGGCCCAGUGGUAGUGAAUCAGAUUCAAAAGGGGGAAAACCCAAACCAAGUUCAGCACCAAAGUCAAAAGAACCGAUGGUGAAUGGAGAAUAGUCCUCAGACUGUGAAAAGUUGAAUCAAGUCAGCCACAAGACAAGAACAGCUGACUGUGGCUUUCUCCUCCCAUUCAUGACCCCCUGAAAUUACGACUUUACUACUGAUGUUGAAAUGUUAAUUUGAUUCAUACAUCAAAAUUUGUUGAAAUCUCAAAUAUGAAAAAAAAAAUGCUGAAUUGUAGCAAAUAUAUUACUUAAUUUUAGACAUUUGAUAUCAUUUAUUUGUGAUUAUGUGUUUUAAUAAUGUUGACAAAAUAUUUGUUAACACCUUUUUAAAAUGUACAUGUUAAAUCAACUGUUAGGGCUGUCAGAUAAAACAUGCAUGAUACUCCAACAUUAAAAAUUGAUUAAUUACCAAAAAAAAAAUCCUGUAAUUAAGCACUCACUAUAAAAGUGGGUUCUCCUUAUUUGAACAAGAAACUAUUUGAUUUUUUAGUUGUUAUUUUUUGAAUUUGCUCUCUGAAUAAUGUUUUUUUUUAAUUAACUACACAAGAGUGAUAACAUUUUAUUGUAUUUGUUGAAAAUACAAGAACAUGUAUUACACAAAUUAAGAUUGAUAUCAAAUGUUUAAACCAUUGUACCUAAACUUGAGGGAAUACUUACUGGAGAUGUAGUUUUUAUCAUGUCUGAAAUUCAUUUAUUUUUUAUAACCUAUGGAGAGAGAAAGAGUGAAGAUCUCUUUAGCUUUGUACAAAAUGAAACUUUAAAAAAACUAUGCAUUUCGAACCACUAAUAGGUGUUGAGUUAAGAAAAACUUAAAAGUUUCUAUAAUGACUUAACUUUAUACUUACAUUGCUUGCUUAUUGUUGAUUCCUUCACCUAAAUAUUUAUAAAAAAAAAAUAUGUUUUUUUUCUUUCAAAUUUACACAAUUUUCUCUGUUGAGAAAGAUGAAUUCAAUAUUUUUUAGUGUGUCUGUAAAAUAUUAGAUUAAAAUCUGAUUAACUCAGUCCUAUUCUAUUGACAAAUUCCAAACGAAAAAAAUAUUUGAAGCAGUAGAUGAUAGAAGGUUAAAUUUUGGUUUAUAGUGGUGAAAUAUGACUAUUUCAAAAAGAUUUUAGUUUCCAAAUAGUUGCUUUUGAGGAAUAGAAGUAUAAUGAAUUUCAGACAUGAACUUAUACAAGGUAUUACUGUUGGCUAAUUAAGCCUUAGACAUGGAUUUUAUAUACAUAUAAACAUCUGAAAGCUAUAUUAAUGAAUAGAAACAUUAGGUUUCUAUUUUGAAUUUUUGGAAUGUAUCGUAUUAUAAUAUUGCUGACUAUUUUUCAAGAGACAAUUAGUGUGUAUUAAUGUCAUACUCCAAAUUUAUCAAUUUAUUGGUGUAGGAAAUAUUUUAGUAGUGGUCACCCUAUUAUCAAUAUGAAGUCUAUUUGUGGCAUGUUCCUUAAUACUCAAUAAUCCAUGGUUGGGAACAUAUUGAUGUCAGAAUAGGUUUGUGCACAUACAUGUAGAGAUCAUAAAGACUACAAUAUGAUACAAAUUAUGUAAAUGUUUGUAAUGAAAGCGCUUCAUACUAAAAAUAUGGCAUAAUCAAAGCUAUAACUUGAUGGAAUUAAAAAAAAAAAAGCAUUUGAUCCUAAUAAUGACAUUUAUUUGAUAUCACCAAGAAAAUAUGAGAUAUGUCAGUUUUUCGUUUGUUUUCCAUGCAUUGCUAUGACGUCUUUAGAAGCAUGUGCAGUCAUGCAAAUGUUGGAUUUCAUUGAGAAAUAAAUCUGAUUUUGGAAUGCUAGCUAUUGUAAUCAACCAAUCAAAAUAUGGAUUCUUAGACUUAUUUUUCAAAUGGUAAUUUUUCCGAGUGUGUUUCGGGUAGUACAUUGGUACAUGGUUUGCUUGUUUUAUUAGCUUUUAGGCCUCUUUAGAAUUAUAUUCCGUCCUCUAAAACUACAUCGGAGCAAGAAUUAUUCUACUUGGGGUCAUGAAUAAUCGUGUUUUGCUUGUAUAUAUUUCAUAUUGUUAAAUUAAGAAUGUUUGUAUAUAAGGUUGAUUUGCUUCAUUUGUUAUUUAUUUGUUUCCACAGAAUCAUCCUUGCUCUGCUUGUUAGAUUUACUUAUAACCCUAGAAUUAUAUUCAAAUAUAUAGAAAAACAUGUAAUCACAUUUUUAUCAAGCAUCUAUUUAUUUCACAUUAAAAAAACCCAUUUGUACCUUGAAACUAUAUAAAUCCACAACAUUCGUCACCAGAAACUAGUUUAUGCAUAAUUUUGAACGAUUACUGUUUGUAUAUUGGUAUAUGUAACCUGAUUUAAUAAAUGGUUUUUAGGGUGUUGCUAGUAGUUCACAUGUAGAUAAUUUUGUCAGAGGAUUUUUAUGAGAUACUGCAUUAGCAAGGAAAUGAAAUUUUGUAUGUGUUUUUGCUCAUUGUUGCAGAUUGUCUGGUGAGCUGUGUUUAUUUUGUUCUUUGGUCACUUGUGUUUAGUUCUUUCAUACCACAUCUCCUUAUUAUGAUAUCCUCAACAGAGUGGAGAUGACAUGUUGUUAUCUUAUGUUUUUUCCCCCUUUUUAUUAAUCUUGCACAAAUUUUUGAUGCGCUAGUUCUCAGAAUUUUAUUUAACCAUUGUUGAUGGAACUCUACUAUAAUGAAAAUGGACCCCCAUGUAAAGUUGUGCACCCGACUUUAGAAUGGUUCAAAAUGGCCACCAUUUCCAUGAAAACCAUUGUAAAGAAGAUUUAAAAAUCCAAAGAUUUUAUUAUAAGACCUUACUGGUUGAAACUUAAGAAAAUAUAACUUCGUAUGCCUAGAUUAUUUUUUAGUAUUUAUUAAAGCAGCAUUUUCUUAAAAUGGCUACCAUUACCUUGGCAAUGGGGGGAAGAGGGUGCCAUCUGAUAUUGCUCGCAAUUACUUAUCUAGUUUCUAUUUGGGUUUUUUCUUUCAAAUAUUUACUUACUGUGAAAAUUAUUAUUUUGUCUGCAGUUUAACAUCUUUUUGAGAAUAAUUUAUGGUAGACAUAUAUAUUUGGUGGUCACUUAUGGUGUUCUUGUAUGUGUAUAUAUAAUUCCUUCAACAAUUUUGUUCAUCAGAAACUAUAUUGAAUGUUAACCUGUGCAAAUUGUAUCUUGCAUGCUUUAAAAAUAUCAUUCCAGAAUGAACUAUUAGACCAAUGAUUACACCUUUUAUUUUCCCUUAUACUGAUUUUUUGUCAUUGGAAUAAAAGAAUUUAAUUUGAAAUUAUCAUUUAAAAAAAUGAUUUAUUAGAUAUCAUAACUCAAUGCGAGUACAAAUUGUGUUAAGGCUGAAUUUGAGCAGUUAUGAAAAGUUCAUUUUGAAAUAAAUCUUAAAUUCAAAUAUUCUUAAGAGGUUCAUUUUGCAAGUCAGACUCUUUACUUUCUUAAAAUGUCCCCUGCUGCCUUAUAUAAUAGAUUUCAUAUACUAGUUAUAUAUUUAUGGUUCAGGCUGAAUAAAGCAACCCUUUUCAACUUAAAAACUCAAAAGGAAGUAAAAACAAUAAAAAAUCUGUACAUUCAGGGGAAAAUAUAAUUUUGUCACUUUAAUAACACCUGCAAUUGCAUGAACUAACACAUAUAUAAGUUUUGUUAUGAAAUGCAGUUAUUUACAGUUUUGUUGUACACAAGGCAUUAUAGCAUACAAACAUUUUGGUUGUAUCAAAUUAAUUAGUAUAAAUUAAUUGUUUAUAACAGGGUAGUAGAAAAUAUUCUGUGCUACAUUUUUGUACUAUACAAAUUUUCUUUAUCCACUAAAUUGAAUUGAACUAUUUUAUUCCCUGAUAAACUUAGUAGUAUUUGUUUGAACACAAGAUGACCAUCUUAGACUGAUAGUAUUCCCAUAGUAUCAAUCAAUCACUUAAAUCAAAUUAUGUAAGAUGGCUCAUACAAUUCAUGUUAAGUUCAUCCGAGUUAUAAUCAUAACUGUUUUCAUUGGCUACAGUGCAUGUUCUUUAGUUUGAUUAACAUGAAAUCACAAAAACUGGCAGUGCUGUUAAAAUGCAGUGCAUGUAUGUGUAAAAAAACAAACAUUUUUAACUUCAAACAUGUCAAAUCAAAGAAGUGAAUUUUUUGGUUGAUGAUAUAUAAGGAAGUUGAAUAUUAAUUUCUGAUUUCUUACUAUUUUUAAUCAAAUAUUAAUGAGUUUAUUGGUAUUAAGUAAAUUUAUCGUUGAAAUCAUUGCCAGUUUUUGAGAUUUCUGUAACCUUACAAGUAUUAUGUCUUCAUUUAUGUGUAGACAUUCCAAAUUGAAGCUUUCAGAUGUUUAUACAAUGUUUUUUGCCAGAUUUGACAUUUAUUCGUACGAGUGUGAAUGAUGGUAUUUGGAAAUGUAUGCUUGUGUUUAGUUUGAAUUGUAUGCUUGUGUGUAGUUUUAAAAAUAAUAGAAGUACUUAAGAAUAAAAAAAAAACCAUAUCACAAUUUCCAUAGUUUGUGGGCUUACUGAAUUAUAGUAUGACUAUGUUGAUGCAUAAUGAUGAUUGAAAAAUACAUAGUGAUUUUAUAAUUACAUUGUAGUUUCAGAAUUUUUCUUGAUUGUGAAUAAGGAUUGCAUUGCAUGUAUUUGUUAGAUAUGCAGUUUUAUAUUGCAAGUAAUAUAGCAUGUGCUUCAGUACGUGAUGAAUAAAGCAAGUCCAAUAUGAAGUAUUUUUUUAGAUUGGUAUUGAUAUAAAAAAAUUGUCAACACAAUAUAAUUUGGAGUCUGUACACGAAAGCUUAUAACAUAGUUAAUAUCCCUUUUAGUUAAAUAUUAUCAACAAAAAUGAAUUGUGCCAAAGUAAAACAAUCAUUACAUGAGAAAACAUUCUAUCAAAGCUAAAUACAGAAUAAAGCGAUAGAUCUGGAAAAGAGUUGUGGUUUUCAGUAUAUACAAUUUCUAUCUUUAUUUGAUUAAAAUAUUGUUAAAUGUCAGGCAUUAUAAAACAUUGUCAUUAAAGUAAAUGUUGAAAAGGAGAAGGUACGAAAAGUCUAAUUUCUUUGGCCCUUUGAAUUUAUAUCAAUGGAGAAGUAUAAUGGAGAUCUAUUAAAAACUGCAUUAUUUAUAUACAUUUUAUGAAAUUGGAAAAAUUAAUCUUUCAUAUAUGUUCAUUCAACUUCAUUGUUCAAUUGCAAUAAUAAAUGUAUGAACAAAUUUCUGAAUUUACAGUACAUGUAAGUGAACUUACAGACACACAAAGUGACCAAAACUAACAGUACAUUAAGCUAUCAGUAAACUUAUAAAAUCAUAUCAAUCGACAAAAUUUUCUGUUUUAAAUGUCCUAAAUAAUGGCUGAUAUCUUACCUUCUCCUUUCUGUGUUGUGGCCUAUACAAUUUGACAUUUUCUUUUCUGGCAUAUUUUCUUCAUUGUAGGACAAUCAGGUUUAUUGAGAAUUAUUUUCUAAUCAGAUUUAGAGAAUUAAUAUAUGUUAAAAAUGACUCCUGAAUUUUCAAUAUGAACUUAGUACAAGAUGCAGAAUGUUCAAGUAAAUUGGUGCUCAGCUUUUGACUAAAAUGUUAAUCAGAAAAAAAAGUGUGUACGCUUUUUUUCCAAGAACAGAAAAUUUUAAAGUCAUGAGAUUUAAUAGUAUAUUAUAAUUACAAUAUAAUUAGUUUGAUUUUAUAUUGUGUUUUUAGUGGGAUAUAUAAAACAUGAAGGUUUGAAAUGAAAUAUUAUGACAAGUAGUUGUUAUUUUACACUUUGAAUUUCUGUAUAUAUUUAUGUCUUCUUUUCAAAUUCUGUUCAAGCAUAUUUUCUCCCAAUCCAGUUUGUAUUUCAAAGUACCAUUAAAUUAAAUUGACCCACUGGUGAAGGACAACAGUCUUAAAUGAUAGAAAAGAAAAACCUUUUUCAAAUGGCAAACCUUAUGGUCAGUGUAAUUUUAAAAACCUUAGAAAGACAUAAACAUUGGUUUAGGUAUUGCCUCUUGACUAAUUGAAAAGGUAAUAGUGUUUAUUUACAAAAGUAAAAAUGAAAUCAGACUUUGAAAGUUAAGUGCUUUCUCAUGAAACUAGAAUAUUGUUUAUAUUAAGGUAAUUACAUAUAGUUUUGACAAUGUGGUUGUUCAGAAAAUCCUACAGAAGUUUUUGUAUCAUUAUUUAGCAAUAGAAAUACUCUCUAUGUUAGCUGUCUGUUCUGUACUAUUGACACUAUGCAUAGAGGUCACAUGGUAUUGCUUUAGAUAAUACAAUUAUGUGUUAUAACCAUCAGAGGUAAGACCAUUUACAUUGGACAAGAUCUGUUUGAUUAUAAUAAUCUUUAAGUCAUCUUCAAAAAGUAAUUUGUGUGUUUUUAAAGAAGGUAUAUAUGUUCAUGUGAGUUGAAUCUUUAUGUAUUUGAUCAAUUCUAUCUUUGUAAAAUAAAGAUAUGUUUUUAUAAGGGCUUUUGAUGAAGGGAAAUGAGUUUGAUAUGUAACUUGGGUAACAACAUGAAAGUUGAUAAUAAACCUGAAAGUAUUUUAGUUAAAUAUGAUCAAGCUGAUCGUCUUGAACAUUUGUUGUUAUUAUCUAGUUUUGUAUAUUGAUAUACAUGCUGCUGUUACUUAAUUACUUUUAAAAAAAACUUUGUUCACACCUAAAGACCUGAAUAAAUGAAAAAUGGCAAUA